This is a messenger RNA of Charadrius vociferus (killdeer), 7248 nucleotides long. It is a transcript of the gene NOTCH1, whose product is annotated as notch 1. Gene Ontology annotation, cellular component: membrane. The transcript has 34 exons. NCBI's taxonomy places the organism in Eukaryota, Metazoa, Chordata, Aves, Charadriiformes, Charadriidae. Gene Ontology annotation, molecular function: Notch binding; calcium ion binding; signaling receptor activity. Gene Ontology annotation, biological process: Notch signaling pathway; regulation of developmental process; regulation of DNA-templated transcription. The record is from RefSeq and is a predicted model, not a curated record.
AUGCAGUCCCUGCCCGCCUCCAUCACCCUGGGGGGGCCACCAGGUCCCGCAGCCCCCGUCCCAGCGGGCUGCGCAGGGGCAGAGAGCUCCAGGGGGCUCGGUUUACGGUGCACUCAGCUUGCCGAAUCCUGCCUCAACGGGGGCAAGUGUGAAACUUUUCUCAACGGGACGGAGGUGUGCCAACGCCAGGAUGGCUUCGCGAGCAAAACCUGCCAGCAGGCCGACCCCUGUGCCUCCAACCCCUGCGCCAACGGGGGUCAGUGCGUCCCCUUCGAAGCCCACUACAUCUGCCGGUGCACCGCCGGCUUCCACGGGGCCAACUGCAAGCAGGACGUGAACGAGUGCAACAUCUCGCCGUCCGUCUGCAAGAACGGCGGGAGCUGCACCAACGAGGUGGGCACCUACCAGUGCUCCUGCAAGCCGGCAUACACCGGGCAGAACUGCGAGCACCUCUACGUGCCCUGCAACCCCUCGCCCUGCCAGAACGGGGGGACGUGCCGCCAGAUCGGAGACACCACCUACGACUGCACGUGCCUGCCAGGGUUCACGGGUCAGAACUGUGAGGAGAACAUCAAUGACUGUCCAGGCAACAACUGCAAGAAUGGGGGCACCUGCGUGGACGGUGUCAACACCUACAACUGCCAGUGCCCACCCGAGUGGACAGGUCAGUACUGCACCGAGGACGUGGACGAGUGCCAGCUGAUGCCCAACGCCUGCCAGAAUGGGGGUACCUGCCACAACAACCACGGUGGCUACAACUGUGUCUGCGUCAACGGCUGGACGGGCGAGGACUGCAGCGAGAACAUCGAUGACUGUGCUAUGGCCGCCUGCUUCCACGGGGCCACCUGCCACGACCGGGUGGCCUCCUUCUACUGCGAGUGCCCCCACGGCCGCACAGGUUUGCUGUGCCACCUUGAUGACGCCUGCAUCAGCAACCCCUGCAACGAGGGCUCCAACUGCGACACCAACCCCGUCAACGGCAAAGCCAUCUGCACAUGUCCUUCGGGGUACAUGGGACCAGCCUGCAACCAGGACGUGGACGAGUGCUCGCUGGGAGCCAACCCUUGCGAGCACGCAGGGAAAUGCAUCAACACCCAAGGGUCCUUCCAGUGCCAGUGUCUGCAGGGCUACUCGGGCCCUCGCUGCGAGAUUGAUGUCAACGAGUGCCUCUCCAACCCCUGCCAGAACGAUGCCACCUGCCUGGACCAGAUCGGGGAGUUCCAGUGCAUCUGCAUGCCCGGUUAUGAGGGGGUUUACUGCGAGAUCAACACGGAUGAGUGUGCCAGCAGCCCCUGCCUGCACAACGGCAACUGCCUCGACAAAAUCAACGAGUUCCACUGCGAGUGCCCCACCGGCUUCAACGGGCACCUGUGCCAGUUCGACAUCGACGAGUGCGCCAGCACCCCCUGCAAGAACGGCGCCAAGUGCGUGGACGGCCCCAACACCUACAGCUGCGAGUGCACCGAAGGUUUCUCGGGUGCUCACUGCGAGAUCGACAUCGACGAGUGCGACCCCGACCCGUGCCACUACGGGACCUGCAAGGACAGCAUCGCCGCCUUCACCUGCCUCUGCCAACCUGGCUACACAGGCCACCGCUGCGACAUCAACAUCAACGAGUGCCAGAGCCAGCCCUGUCGCAUGUGCAACAUCAACAUCGACGAGUGCUCCAGCAACCCCUGCCACAACGGGGGCACGUGCAAGGACGGCAUCAACGGCUUCACCUGCCUCUGCCCGGAGGGCUUCCAUGACCCCAAGUGCCUGUCCGAAGUGAACGAGUGCAACAGCAACCCCUGCAUCCACGGGAAAUGCCACGACGGGCUGAACGGCUACAGGUGUGACUGCGACCCAGGCUGGAGUGGGACAAACUGCGACAUUAACAAUAACGAGUGUGAAUCCAAUCCCUGCAUGAAUGGUGGCACUUGCAAGGACAUGACCAGUGGCUACAUCUGCACCUGCAGGGAGGGCUUCAGCGGACCCAACUGCCAAACCAAUAUCAAUGAGUGUGCUUCCAACCCCUGCCUGAACCAAGGCACGUGCAUCGACGAUGUCGCUGGCUACACCUGCAACUGUCUCCUGCCCUAUACAGGAGCCACCUGCGAGGACGUGCUGGCCCCCUGCGCUGGCAGCCCCUGCAAGAACGGCGGCGAGUGCCGGGAGUCGGAAGACUACGAGAGCUUCUCCUGCAGUUGCCCCUCUGGUUGGCAAGGUCAGACCUGCGAGAUCGACAUCAACGAGUGCGUGAAGAGCCCCUGCCGCAACGGGGCCACGUGCCAGAACACCAAUGGGAGCUACCGCUGCGCCUGCAGAACCGGCUUCACCGGCCGCAACUGCGACACCGACAUCGACGACUGCAAGCCCAAUCCAUGCCACAAUGGUGGCUCCUGCUCCGACGGCGUCGGCACGUUCUUCUGCGAGUGCCUGGCUGGUUUCCGUGGGCCCAAGUGCGAGGAGGACAUCAACGAGUGCGCCAGCAACCCCUGCAAGAACGGCGCCAACUGCACCGACUGCGUCAACAGCUACACCUGCACCUGCCCCUCCGGCUUCAGCGGCAUCCACUGCGAGAACAACACGCCUGACUGCACGGAGAGCUCCUGCUUCAACGGUGGGACCUGCGUGGAUGGCAUCAACACCUUCACCUGCGUCUGUCCACCUGGCUUCACGGGCAGCUACUGCGAGCAUGACAUUAACGAGUGCGACUCCAAGCCAUGCCUGAACGGGGGCACGUGUCAGGACAGCUACGGGACGUACAAGUGCACUUGUCCCCAGGGAUACACCGGCCUCAACUGCCAGAACCUGGUGCGUUGGUGCGACUCCUCUCCCUGCAAAAACGGAGGCAAGUGCUGGCAGACCAACAACCUCUACCGCUGCGAGUGCAACAGCGGAUGGACAGGGCUCUACUGUGAUGUCCCCAGUGUCUCCUGCGAGGUGGCUGCUAAGCAGCAAGGUAUCGAUGUAGCACAUCUCUGCAGAAAUUCGGGGCUCUGUGUGGACACGGGCAACACUCACUUCUGCCGCUGCCAGGCCGGCUACACCGGCAGCUACUGCGAGGAGCAGGUGGAUGAGUGCUCCCCCAACCCCUGCCAGAACGGGGCCACCUGCACAGACUACCUGGGAGGUUACUCCUGCGAGUGUGUGGCUGGUUAUCAUGGAGUUAACUGCUCCGAGGAGAUCAAUGAGUGCUUGUCCCACCCAUGCCAGAAUGGAGGAACCUGCAUCGAUCUCAUCAAUACCUACAAAUGCUCCUGCCCCAGAGGAACUCAAGGGGUGCACUGUGAGAUCAAUGUGGAUGACUGCAGCCCUUUCUUUGAUCCUGUCACCCUGGGGCCCAAGUGCUUUAACAAUGGCAAGUGCACGGAUCGGGUAGGUGGCUACAGCUGCAUCUGCCCCCCUGGCUUUGUAGGGGAGCGCUGCGAGGGAGACGUCAACGAGUGCCUGUCCAACCCCUGCGACGCCCGCGGCACCCAGAACUGCGUGCAGCGGGUCAAUGACUACAAAUGCGAGUGCCGACCUGGCUACGCAGGCCGUCGCUGCGACACCGUGGUGGACGGCUGUAAAGGCAAACCCUGCAGGAACGGUGGAACGUGCGCGGUUGCCAGCAACACCGGCCGUGGCUUCAUCUGCAAAUGCCCCCCGGGCUUCGUGGGUGCCACCUGCGAGAACGACUCCCGCACCUGUGGGAACCUCCACUGCCUGAAUGGUGGCACCUGUAUCUCCAUCCACAAGAGCUCCAAGUGCAUGUGCACGCCGGCCUUCACGGGUCCCGAGUGCCAGUACCCGGCCAGCAGCCCCUGCACAUCCAACCCCUGCUACAACGGGGGCACCUGCGAGUUCUUCAGCGAUGCCUCCCCCUACUACCGGUGCAACUGCCCGGCCAACUUCAACGGCCUCAACUGCCACAUCCUUGACUUUGAUUUCCAAGGUGGGAUCGGGCAGGAUAUCAUCCCACCCAAAAUUGAGGAGAAGUGCGAGAUUGCGGUUUGCGCGGGGUAUGCCGGCAACAAGAUCUGCGAUGCGAAAUGCAACAACCAUGCCUGCGGCUGGGACGGGGGCGACUGCUCCCUCAAUUUCAACGACCCCUGGAAGAACUGCUCCCAGUCGCUGCAGUGCUGGAAGUACUUCAACGAUGGCAAGUGCGACUCUCAGUGCAAUAACGCUGGCUGCCUGUACGAUGGAUUUGACUGCCAGAAAUACGAAGGGCAGUGCAAUCCUCUGUAUGAUCAGUACUGCAAGGAUCACUUCUCAGAUGGUCACUGUGACCAGGGCUGCAAUAAUUUUGAGUGCGAAUGGGAUGGUCUGGACUGUGCAAACAACAUGCCGGAGAAGCUUGCAGACGGCACGCUGGUGGUGGUGGUCCUCAUCACUCCCGAGAACCUGAAGAACAACUCUUUCAACUUCCUGCGGGAGCUGAGCCGCGUGCUGCACACCAACGUGGUCUUCAAGAAGAACCCCAAGGGAGAGUAUAUGAUCUUUCCAUACUAUGGCAAUGAGGAGGAGCUGAAAAAGCAUUACAUCAAGAGGUCAACAGAGGACUGGUCAGAUAUGCCUAGUGCUGUCAUCAACAAAGUCAAGAGCAGCCUGUACUCCAGGGCUGGCCGAAGGCAGAAGAGAGAGCUCGAUCAGAUGGAUAUCAGAGGAUCCAUCGUCUACUUGGAAAUUGAUAACCGCCAGUGCAUCCAGUCAUCUUCCCAGUGCUUCCAGAGCGCAACCGAUGUGGCAGCGUUCCUGGGUGCCUUGGCCUCCCUCGGCAACCUGAACAUACCCUACAAAAUAGAAGCCGUUAAAAGUGAAACAGCUGAGCCCGCGAAGAACUCCCAGCUGUAUCCUAUGUACGUGGUGGUGGCUGCGCUGGUCUUGCUUGCUUUCAUUGGAGUGGGAGUACUGGUGUCUCGUAAGCGGCGCAGGGAGCAUGGGCAGCUUUGGUUCCCAGAAGGCUUCAAAGUGACGGAGUCGAGCAAGAAGAAGCGACGAGAACCACUUGGGGAGGAUUCUGUUGGACUGAAACCCCUCAAAAAUGCUUCAGACGGCACGCUGAUGGAUGACAACCAAAAUGAGUGGGGUGAUGAGGAGACCUUGGACACCAAGAAGUUCAGGUUCGAGGAGCAGGCGAUGCUGCCCGACACGGACGAUCAGACGGAUCACAGGCAGUGGACUCAGCAGCACCUGGAUGCCGCCGACCUGCGCAUAUCCUCCAUGGCACCUACUCCGCCGCAGGGGGAGAUCGAUGCAGACUGUAUGGAUGUCAACGUCAGAGGUCCCGACGGCUUCACCCCACUCAUGAUCGCCUCGUGCAGCGGAGGAGGGCUGGAGACCGGCAAUAGCGAAGAGGAAGACGAUGCUCCCGCCGUCAUCUCGGAUUUCAUUUACCAAGGCGCCAGCUUACACAACCAGACUGACCGCACCGGCGAGACGGCGCUUCACCUGGCUGCCAGGUACUCCCGCUCGGACGCUGCCAAGCGCCUGCUGGAAGCCAGUGCCGAUGCAAACAUCCAGGAUAACAUGGGCAGGACACCCCUCCACGCCGCCGUCUCUGCCGAUGCCCAAGGAGUCUUCCAGAUCCUGAUUAGGAACAGGGCGACCGAUCUCGACGCCCGAAUGCAUGACGGGACCACUCCUCUGAUCUUGGCCGCUCGCUUGGCUGUGGAGGGCAUGCUGGACGAUCUCAUCAACUGCCACGCAGACGUCAAUGCCGUGGAUGAUCUAGGCAAAUCGGCACUGCACUGGGCAGCUGCUGUGAAUAACGUUGAAGCUGCGGUAGUCCUCCUGAAGAAUGGUGCCAAUAAGGAUAUGCAGAACAAUAAGGAGGAGACCCCACUGUUCCUCGCAGCCAGAGAAGGGAGCUAUGAAACUGCCAAAGUCCUGCUGGACCAUUUUGCCAACCGCGACAUCACGGACCACAUGGACCGGCUCCCGCGGGACAUCGCCCAGGAGCGCAUGCACCACGACAUCGUGAGGCUGCUGGACGAGUACAACCUGGUGCGGAGCCCACCGCUGCACAACGGCCCGCUGGGGGCACCCACGCUGUCCCCACCGCUCUGCUCUCCCAACAGCUACAUCGGCAACCUCAAACCUGCCGUCCAGGGCAAGAAGGCCAGGAAGCCGAGUACCAAGGGCCUGAGCUGCAACGGCAAGGACGCCAAAGACCUCAAAGCCCGGAGGAAAAAAUCACAAGAUGGAAAAGGAUGUCUGCUUGACAACUCCAGCGUGUUGUCUCCAGUGGACUCCCUGGAGUCGCCCCAUGGGUACCUGUCAGAUGUCGCCUCUCCUCCGCUGAUGACCUCUCCGUUUCAGCAGUCCCCUUCCAUGCCUCUGAAUCAUCUGCCGGGCAUGCCCGAUGCCCACAUGAGCAUCAACCACCUCAACAUGGCGGGGAAGCAGGAUAUGGCCAUGGGAAACUCCAGCAGGAUGGCCUUCGAUUCGGUGCCGCCGCGUCUCUCUCACCUCCCCGUCUCCAGCCCCAGCACAGUGAUGAGCAAUGCCCCGAUGAAUUUCUCUGUCGGCGGAGCGGCCGGUCUGAACGGGCAGUGCGACUGGCUCACCAGGCUGCAGAACGGCAUGGUCCAGAAUCAGUACAACCCCAUGAGAGGCAACAUGCAACCAGGGGCGCAUCAGCAGACGCAAAACCUUCAACAUGGCAUGAUGACCUCCCUGCACAACGGCUUGCCCACCACAAGCUUGUCGCAGAUGAUGAGCUACCAGGCCAUGCCCAGCACCCGGCUGGCGUCCAGAAUCCCAACACUUCUGCAGUUCUGGUAUACAAAAACUCCCUAUCCAAAGGCAUGCACCAUCCCCAUCCGUACACAUGAACAAGCAUACACAAAGGCUUUCAAAUUUAGCAGCCUGCCAGCUGGGUUGACAGAAGUAACAUAUUUAUGCUGUUAAACUCUGAAACCACGAUCUUGAAAGUUACACAGACCGGUGAGCAGCAGUACCAUGGCGGUCCACACGAUCCUGCCGCAAGAUUCCCAGAUGCUGCCCACGUCUCUGCCAUCCUCCCUCGCCCAGCCCAUGACCACCACGCAGUUUCUAACUCCACCUUCCCAGCACAGUUAUUCCUCCCCCUUGGACAACACCCCCAGCCACCAGCUCCAGGUGCCCGACCACCCUUUCCUAACGCCGUCUCCGGAGUCGCCGGACCAGUGGUCCAGCUCGUCCCCUCACUCCAACGUGUCCGACUGGUCUGAGGGCAUCUCCAGCCCUCCCACCAGUAUGCAGUCACAGCUGGGACACAUCCCCGAAGCCUUCAAGUAA